UGAGAAGUGUUUUGCAAUUGCGUUCCAGAUCAUCAAUUAUCAAUCGAAUUGUUAUUUCCAAGAAAUCAUAUCAGCUGAGCUCAAGCUGUGUUUCCUUGCGAUCACAAAACAGGAAAAACAAGAAAAGCAAGAAACAGCACAGUGACGUGGGGGUCAGUUGUCAGUUUUGAUUGGCUAAGACUAUUUAACGUCAUAGUUCGAUACAACGAUUCUAUUGGUUGGAUAAUGACCUGGGUGUAACGUAAAGGGCAAGGCACAGCCCCAAACCAACCAGACUCAGCUGAUCUACCAACCCAUCAAGACGUCGAAGAAAUUACGGAAAACUUUAAACAAGUUUUAUAAAGAAAUUAAACGCCAUCUGAAGAAGACAAGAGCCAAGUAAGUACAGCACUGCUUGGAAAGCGACGGAUUAAGCAAAGCGGAACAAGAAUCUACCACUCCUACAGACUGAUGAAGACAAGAACCAAGGAAGUUCUGCACUCCUUGGUAAGCGACGGAGGAAGCAAAGCGGAAAGCAAGAAUCUACCACUCCUACAGACUGAUCAAUGUUCACUGAAGAAAACAAGUAAACUAGUUAAAUUAGGAAAAGAGAAAUCGGAGGUCAUUUGCAACAUCUUAUCCAAUGUAUCCAUGUUGAACACUUCAAUAGUCCAUUAAAUAAACAUGGACGAAGAAGAAAGGAACUACUGUUGCCUGGCCUUACUUCUGUUAAGAGUAGGGAAUCCAUGUCUGCGUUGUUUCUUCAAAAGACAGUGGAAUGCUGCAGUAAAAUACAAACCUUGGAGUGACUGUGCUCAGAAUGGAGCUGACUUGCUGCAGAUGUUUAAGCCUCUCCCAUAUGAAAAAAAUGCAGUGAGAUCUGGUGAUACAUUACAAUGGGACAUGUCUCUUUUGGUCAAAACUCUGCUUCAUUCACGGCCAGCAUUUGUUGUAGCAGCUAAUCUGGUAGCAGCCCUUAAAACGUUAAAAGAAAUGCGAGACAAGUUGUGUCACUCUCCAAUUCCAAGGGUUGAAGCUACUGAUUUCCAAACAUCAUGGAGGGAUGGAUGUAAUGCACUGAGCUUGUUCGGCGCUACUGCUGGGGACUUUGAUAAAGUGGAACAAGACGUUCAAAAGCCAUGGAGUGAACUACUUCCGAUGUUGAAACACUGUGCAGACCAAGACAAAGCCAUUCUUGAUACACUGGAUUCAUUUAACAGCAAAUUAGGACGACUGCAACAAGGACAAGUCAGUAUUGCAGGAAGUCAGGCCGAACUGCUACAAGGACAGAAGAAUAGUGCAGAAGGUCAAGCCAAACUGCUACGAGGACAAGACACAAUACUCAAAGAUUUAUCAUCAAUAAAGCAAGACCAAAGAAAAGGUAUUGAAAGUCAUGCAAAAGAAUAUACAGAGAAACUGAAGUCAUCCAUUAAACAACAAACCGAUUUUCUGUUGUCAGAAGAAGAAGACAAGAAUAUUAAAACCGAUGACAUCUUUACGAGUGUGACUAUCCAACGCGGUCCAAAACACUUCGAGGAACCCAAAGAAAAGAGAUUUGGCAGGAAGCAAAUAGAUGAAAUUCAAGCAAGUAGUACAAAACUCGUGAACUGUUCAAAAAUGUUUCUUCGCCCAGAAAAUGAUGAUCAGAAAUCUGCAGCUUCUUGCACGACCAAUCCUAAAUCUAUCUUGUUGACGGGCAAAGCAGGAAUUGGAAAAUCCCUUUUUUGUCGGAAGCUGGCACGGGAUUGGUCGCAUAACCGAUUGUUUGAGGAAAGUCAAGAAAAUGCCAAAGUACCUGAUUUUCAGUUUGUGUUCCUGUUGACAUUCUGUCAACUUCAAGAAGAAGAAAAAAAAGUGGUUGACUUACGUGAUAUCUUAAAUCAGUCCUCCCUACUGAAGGAGCACUUGGUGAUAGACGAGUCAUUACUGCAGUACAUGAUUGACAAUCCUGAGAAGCUGCUCAUCAUCCUCGAUGGUUAUGAUGAGUAUAAACAUCGAGAGAAAAUCACCGAGGACUUUGAGACAAGAUACCCAAACGACCCUCAUGAAAAAAUACCUGUUCCUGCUCUGAUUGCCAAAAUGAUGAAAAGAAAAAUGUUAAAUGGUGCAGUACUGCUUUUAUCCUCGAGACCUGGCGAAGCAGAGGAAUUUUAAAAAAAUGUCUUUGAUGUGAGAUGUGACAUUCAAGGAUUUUCUUCACUUCAAGUGCUAGAAUACAUCGAAAAAUAUUUCAAAGAGAACGAAA
Molecule: messenger RNA, 2224 nt
Organism: Actinia tenebrosa (Australian red waratah sea anemone)
Lineage: Eukaryota; Metazoa; Cnidaria; Anthozoa; Actiniaria; Actiniidae
Product: protein NLRC5-like
Source: RefSeq, a predicted model, not a curated record